Pieris napi is the source of this 1070-nucleotide messenger RNA. RefSeq names its product macro domain-containing protein RSc0334-like. Gene Ontology annotation, biological process: purine nucleoside metabolic process; DNA damage response; peptidyl-glutamate ADP-deribosylation. The record is from RefSeq and is a predicted model, not a curated record. The coding region runs from base 61 to 909 and encodes 282 amino acids. NCBI's taxonomy places the organism in Eukaryota, Metazoa, Arthropoda, Insecta, Lepidoptera, Pieridae. Gene Ontology annotation, cellular component: nucleoplasm. Gene Ontology annotation, molecular function: ADP-ribosylglutamate-[protein] hydrolase activity. The transcript is spliced from 4 exons.
UCGAUUAGCGAAUUAAACCAAAACAAAAACAGACUAAGUUUCACACGUCAUACUUAUUUAAUGGAAUUAAUUGCGGUAAAUUUUGCACGGACCCCAUUUCCUUUAUUUCAAAAACGUUGUGCGUCCGUGAUAGACAAAAUGUCAUCUCUAUCUAAGUGGACUGUAGAAAAGAAUCGUAUUCUUGGUUUACCUAUCGAAGAAAAAAGGAAGUUGUAUAAGUCAGGAGACUUCGUUACUUUAAAUCAAAUAGAUCCAUGGUGUAAUUAUGUAGUCAAGAAUAAAGAUAUCGAAGCCAAGAAGCAUAACCUGGAAGACCUCAACGAAUUUCGUAAGAUAAAGUUGGACCAAGAAAAAAACAAACUUUUGGCUGAAAAGGUUUCUGUAUACCGUGGAGAUAUAACUAAGCUUGAGAUAGAUGCCAUAGUGAAUGCAGCAAAUUCUCGCCUUAAAGCGGGGGGUGGAGUUGAUGGGACCAUUCAUAGAGCUGCAGGAUCAUUGCUCCAGGAUGAAUGCAAUUCAAUUGGAGGUUGUCCAACUGGUGAUGCUUGUAUAACAGGUGGAUAUAAUCUGCCAGCAAAAUAUAUCAUUCACACUGUGGGACCACAAGAUGGAUCAGCCCCAAAACUUCUGUCUUGCUAUGAAAAAUGUCUUUCAUUUCAAAGUCAGUAUCGUCUAAAAUCCAUAGCUUUUCCAUGUAUUUCAACUGGAAUCUAUGGUUUCCCUAAUCGCCUUGCUGCUCAUAUAGCUCUUCGUACUGCAAGGACCUUCUUGGAAAAUAAUGAAGAUCUUCAAAGAAUUAUAUUUUGUACUUUCAUGCCAAUUGAUGUUGAGAUUUAUGAAACACUCAUGCAGAUGUACUUUCCUCUGCAUGAAUGGAAUUACAAUGAUGGAGCUGCUGUUUCAGAAUAAUUUGAGAAACAUUAUUUGGAUUGUUGUAGUAUGUGUGUACAACAAUCCAAAUAAUGAGAAUGUAUGAAGCACAAAUAAUUUUAUAAAUUAAAAUUGUAUACUUACUGCUUUUUUUAAUAAGCCAAAAUAGGCUGUGAUUUUAAUAAAAUAAUGAUUGUGUU